AUCGUUUCGGUUUCGGCCAGUUUUGUUUAUGGCCAACAAGCAGUUUCAAGUCAGCAGGCAAGCCCAAAGGUUUGCCCACUAAAAAGAGCUACCUUUUUCCGUUAAACCAAAAACCAGUGCACUUUGACCCCGGACGCAAUGGGCAACAAAAGCGGGGAAGUGCUGCUCGUAACCGGCGGCAGUGGAUUUCUGGGUCAGCACCUCAUCAAGCAAUUGCUGGAGCGGAAGGAGGAGCUGGGCAUCAAAGAGAUCCGGUCAUUGGAUAUAGUGCCCUACAAGAACAACAUCGGUCAUGAGGAGACACCCCUACUGCGCACCUAUGUGGCCGAUAUUGGGGGCGAUCGGGAGGCACUCAGUCCCAUCUUCAAGGGAGUGGACGGGGUCUUCCACUGCGCCGCCUCGGUGAAAAUCGAGUAUCCGCCCAAUUACGAGGAACUGGAGCGCGUGAAUGUGAACGGCACCCUGGCCGUGGUCGACAUGUGCAUCCAAAACAACGUGAAGCGCCUGGUGUACACCAGCUGCACAUCCGUUUGUUUUGUGCCUUUCAAGGGUCGUAGUACCUUCUCGGCGGUGAUUAACUCGACGGAAUCCAAGACAGACACUCCCACGCUGGACAGCUCCACUUUGUGGGAGCAGGAUAAUCAGUUCCUGAUACCCGGAUACGCUUCGAGCAAGCUUAGAGCAGAGAACAUAGUCCUCAACUCGAAUGGAGCUCCUCUGCACAACCAGGAGGAAUACCUGGCUACCAGCGCCAUUCGAGCCCCUUUGACCUAUGGCGAGUGUGACUCGCACUUCAUCACGGAGAUCUUCGACUACCUUUCCACGAGGGGUUGGGUUUUCCCAAGGAUCGCGGGGGUGGGAGGAAAGCAGCAGUUGGUCUACGCCGGGAAUGUGGCCUGGGGACACAUCUGCGCCUAUAAGGCCCUCAAAGUGUCCGAUAAAGCGGUGAAUGGACUUCCCGUCUUUGUCACCGACGAUACGGGCAUCAAUGAUGUCUCCCGUUUCGUCCAGAAGAUGGCGGUACUGGGCGAGCGGUUCAAGGUGAAGACCAGCUGGUGGUACGUGCCGCACUUCCUGUUCUUCUUCCUGGCCUUCCUGCUGGAGGUGGUGGUGCGGGUGGCGUAUCCCUACACCAAGUACCGCCUGCGGUACUCCCUGCGCGCCAUCGCCUCCUACGCGUCCUCGAUGCUGAUGUACAAUCGACUAAGAGCCUCCAUCCACAUGGACUACACGCCACUCUUCGAUCCGGAUGCGAGUGCCGAGCGGAGCGCGAAGUGGUAUGCCACGUGGUGGGACCAACGGCAGCAGGCCCAGAAGCUCAAGAAGUCCAGCUGAGUGGGGCUAAUCCCCUAUUGCGAUAGUAUACUCCUCGAUAUCCUGAGUGGAUUUAAGUUUGCUGCCCUCCUUGAAUCCUGUAAAUAUCUUGUUAAAUAAAUUGGUUGUUGUUUA
Drosophila erecta is the source of this 1449-nucleotide messenger RNA. Its product is annotated as 3 beta-hydroxysteroid dehydrogenase/Delta 5-->4-isomerase. Gene Ontology annotation, molecular function: 3-beta-hydroxy-Delta5-steroid dehydrogenase (NAD+) activity. The coding region runs from base 139 to 1335 and encodes 398 amino acids. The transcript is spliced from 4 exons. Gene Ontology annotation, biological process: steroid biosynthetic process. Lineage: Eukaryota; Metazoa; Arthropoda; Insecta; Diptera; Drosophilidae. The record is from RefSeq and is a predicted model, not a curated record.